Trypanosoma theileri is the source of this 333-nucleotide messenger RNA. RefSeq lists its product as uncharacterized. The transcript has a single exon. The record is from RefSeq and is a predicted model, not a curated record. The coding region runs from base 1 to 333 and encodes 110 amino acids. NCBI's taxonomy places the organism in Eukaryota, Euglenozoa, Kinetoplastea, Trypanosomatida, Trypanosomatidae.
AUGGGUGGGACCUUUGACAGGGAUGAUUAUGAAGCUGAUGUUCCUCUGGGACACAUUUCCCGAUACCUGGAUGUAGUUUACGACGAAACUCCAACAUCAUAUGAUUUAAAGGCGUCAUUUUUCCAGGCAGCUCUGCCAGAGAACAUACGCGCAAGUUCCCGUUGCCGAACGGAAUCAGGGGAACUCGUUGAGUUCACUCGCCUUCCCAUGGGCUUUAAAUGUAGCCCCAAGAUUUUAAAUACCAUUACAAGAGUUCUUGCUGGUGAUCCGGAACUGGUAAUGCCACAGUAUGCGGCACCACAAGAUUUACACAUACAUCCACGUAUGGAUUGA